Messenger RNA from Diaporthe amygdali, 1422 nucleotides. RefSeq lists its product as uncharacterized. The transcript has 4 exons. Gene Ontology annotation, biological process: positive regulation of transcription by RNA polymerase II. Gene Ontology annotation, molecular function: zinc ion binding; transcription cis-regulatory region binding; DNA-binding transcription factor activity, RNA polymerase II-specific. Lineage: Eukaryota; Fungi; Ascomycota; Sordariomycetes; Diaporthales; Diaporthaceae. Bases 1 to 1422 code for a protein of 473 amino acids. The record is from RefSeq and is a predicted model, not a curated record. Gene Ontology annotation, cellular component: nucleus.
AUGAAGACGAGAGCGCGCGGUUGCUGGACUUGCCAGAUCCGGCACCGCAAAUGUGAUCUGAGAGCCCCGCUUUGCAAAGAAUGCAUCGACAGGCGCAUUCCAUGCCACGGUUACGGGCCGAAGCCUGCGUGGAUGAAUGGUGGCUCGCCAGAAGAACAAGAACGGUCACGCAUCAAGAUUGCGGUCAAGGAGAACUUUCGCCGCGUAAGAAGGUUACAGGCUCGAGCUCGCCCCGACGACAAUUUGCAAUCUGAGGGGCCACAUCAAGUGCCGGUCUCGGAUACUCCUCGCGAUGGACCGUCGGAACGACCUCACACAAGUACAAUCGAUCUCUCGGCCCCCGUGCCAAAGGGUGUAGAGUCCGAGCAGCAGAAUUCAUCCAACUGUGCCGUUACAGACAAUGUAACGUGCCGGCUCGGCCGCACCGAGACAGCCAGGCUUAGUCCUGAAGAGGCUCUCUUGCUGAUGCACUAUCUGGACAGGGUCCUGAGGGGCGGUGGGCAUGACUGGCAGCCACAUUUAAGCGCGGUCACAUCCGUCAUAGGCUCAAGGACUCCUACAGACGUUUUCAACGAUAGCGGCUGUGUAUCAGAUGCACUUCAUGUCCGCCAGGGCCUAGAGUUCCUGGUGGUAAACGUGCUCUGGUUUGACAUCCUCGCCUGCAUUUCCACUGGCAGAGCGCCGCAGCUGCCAUACAAGUGCUGGCUCGGCGUUGACGGACUAGACACAGCAAAUCUUAUGGGCUGCCAGAGUUGGAUUCUCGCUGUGAUUGGCGACAUAGCUUCAUUGAAACAAUGGAAAGACGAAAGUAGGAGCAAAGGUUCAUUGAGCGUGCGGGAAUUAGCAAGCAGGGCUCACGAGAUGGAAGUGUAUUUGGAGAACGGUAUAAAGCGCAUAGACGCAACGACCGAGGUCAUGGAAUCGAAUCCGCAGGUUCGCUGGGUGUCGCGAGUCUUUGCUCUUGCUGCCCUGGUGUUGCUCCACAUCGUCGUAUCGGGGCCAAUUCCGACCUUGCCAGAGAUCGAGGAUGCCGUAGCUAGGGGCAUCACAGCGAUUCAGAGCGGCCCUUGCUCGUCGAGGGGUUUAGUGUGGGCAAUAUGUGUGAUUGGUAGUAUGUCCAGCGGUGGCGCUCAGUCCUUCUUCGAGGACCUACUCACUGAACUGUCCCGCGGGGUCUUGAGUAAAUACGCACCAAUCAUUCAUGAUGCAAAAGUUGAGCCCGAUGUAAUGAGUGCGCCGCUUAUGGAGAGGGAUAAGAGGCUGCCACGGAUAAUAGGAAUAGACCUUUGGUUCGAGCUUGCUGGCUCAGCUGCGGGAUUAUCAGCACCUGGAGCAGGAGAACGGAAACAAACAAACGAAGUACCGCUACCGCUGAAGUCGCCAUUAGCCCAGCAGAUACAUACGAGGAUACAGAGCUUUUGA